This is a messenger RNA of Oncorhynchus kisutch (coho salmon), 1932 nucleotides long. Its product is annotated as coiled-coil domain-containing protein 114. Lineage: Eukaryota; Metazoa; Chordata; Actinopteri; Salmoniformes; Salmonidae. Gene Ontology annotation, cellular component: axoneme. The record is from RefSeq and is a predicted model, not a curated record. The coding region runs from base 20 to 1585 and encodes 521 amino acids. The transcript is spliced from 12 exons. Gene Ontology annotation, biological process: cilium movement; outer dynein arm assembly.
UUCUUCCUUUGACACUGAAAUGAUGCAUGUCUGUUACCCAACCAGGAGGGAGAUCCAAAGGCUCCAUGGUGAACGCGAGGAACUUCUCCGUAGCCUGCGUAUCUCAGAGAGUCCAUUUCGAUGCUCGGAUGACGCAGACGCCACGCAAAAUCUGAGCAGCAUGCUGGUGUACCGCGACAGGGUGGUGGAGCAGCUCGACUCUGAACAAGGGAAAAUGGCUUAUCUGAGACAGGAGAUUUUGACUUGGGAGAGUAAGCUGGCUGGCCAGAGGAGAGGGAGCACCACAUGCCACAGUCAGAAGUCGGAGGCAAACCAGACACAGAAGAACAGCCUCAUCCUGGAGAACAAACUGGACAGGGGUCGUGUUCGCUUCAACAAGCUUUUGGCCAAGAACGGGCAGCUGAGAGAGGAGCUGAAGAUCUUGCACGUGGAGAGGAAGCAGUUCCUCCACCUCUACUGCAGGAUGGAGAGGGAGCUGCAGGAGAUUCGCAAGGACAUCCGAGACAUGAUGGCUCAGUCCACUGCUGCUUUUGAGGCCAGAGUGGAGGCUCGGUGCAAACGGAUGCUGCUGAAGGAGAAAAAGGUGAAGGACCUGACCCAGUAUGGCACGGAGGUGAGCGAGCUGCAGCGGGUCAUCUCCCACGACCACCGCCUAAAGACCUUCAUGAGCAUCAAGGGCAACGAGUGCAGCAGCCAGGAGGAGGGCCAGGACCUGAGCCGGAGACAGGUUGAGGAGAGGCAGCGCAGGAGACUGGGACUGGACACUCAGGGAGGGACUUUUGGGACUCUCGAUUCCUUGCAGGAGACCUUCCACAAGAUCCACUGUGUCACAGGGGAGGAGGACCUGCACAAGCUGGUGGGGACCUUCAUUCAGAUUGAAGACAAGAACUUUGCUUUGCUAAACUUUGUUAACGAACAGAACAACAAAGCCGAGACCCUGAAGGACGAAAUCAACCAGAUCCGCUGUGAGAUGGAGGUGGUUUCCAGAGAGGAGCGCAGACAGCAUGAGGAGCGCAGGGUCGUGCUUCGGGGGGUCAGUGUGCAGCAGCAGACCACAGAGCAGCAGAUGGGGGGCUACCAGCAACGCAUCACCUCAGUGGGCAAGAUCCUCAACCAGCUGAAGACAGGAAUAGACCGUGUGUGCCACAACAUAGACUGUGACCGGUCAGUGAUUGAAGACAAGUUAGGCUCCUCGACCGGGAUCCGGGACAGCACCAUUAUGACUUACCUGGGUUUGGUGGAGCGCAGGACCAACGAGCUGCUGACUUUGCAGUCUUUCCUCAGCUCCAAGGACCUUGAUAAAGAUUACAAUCCUAGAAUGGUUGCCAGGCACCUCCUAGGACAAAGUCCACCACUGCCUAGGAAAAACAAAACGGUUGAGCCUCCCACUUCUGGGGAUGACAAUGACCCAGAGGAGUCCCUGCUAACAGACCAGGUGAAGCCCCUCUCCAAGGACGAGCUGCUCCCGCUGGUAAUGACGAGGAUGCAGAGGAAGGCAAGGAUCGUCCGACCAGAGGUCCGAAAAUCAGCCUCCAAACUCAGCGUUGUGGCCAGCAGAAUCCACCAUGGCUCCCUAGGACUCUGAACUCAUCAUCGCUUUAUGAAUAUUGAUUGGACACACACAAGCAAAUAGUUUAUUGACCUCAUCCCUGGUAGAUAGACAGACCUCAUCCUUGGUACCUUGACCUAGUCCCAUGUAAUCUGACCUCAUCCCUGGUAGUCUGACCUCAUCCCUGGUAGUCUGACCUUGUCCCUGGUAGCUGCAGACUGGGGGACCGCAGGAGGCCCACUCCUGUGGAAAGCAGCAUCACAGCCCUGCUUUCAUGAGCCAUUCAUAAUCUGUUACGUUUAUAAUGCCUCAUUAGUUGCAAAAUUGAGUUUAAAAGAAUUGAAGUAUUCAUUAUUUGUUCAUCAAAUAAAAUAUUCAGUGGU